UACUUGGAAUGCCUGAGAAUUCGGGAAGAUCCCUGCCUUGCACGAAGUAUUAAAACUAAACACUUUGUUCUUGUGGCGCUUGAUUGGGUCAAUCUUUUGGUUUUCUAAACGUCAUUCAUGGCUUCCAAACCAGUUUUCACGAUCCUCUGUGCUUUUGGAAUGGUCGUUGGGUUUCUGACCUUCAUUUUCGGCCUGAUAGAUAGGAUUGGAAUUCAGAUGCAAAUAAGUUUUCUGAUGUUGCCCAUCUGGAAUGGAGUGCUGUUUGGAUGUGCUGGAUUUGCUGGUCUGAUCAUUGGCAGGCAAAAUAGAACACAAGGCUAUAUAGGCUCUGGAAUGACUUCAGGACUGAAAGCCAUCAACAUGCUCUGCUUUGGCCUAUCUCUUUUAACCUUUUACAUGUAUGGCAGUAUUGUAAUGUACAUUGGUUUUCGUAUUGAAUACAAUGAUGAGCUUUUUUAUAAUUACCCAACUUCAGCAACACUACUCCCAAAGCUCCUGAGUACUAAUGAUGGAACUCCAGUUGAUGAUACAAGGCAGGGUAUAUUUGCCAUGAUUAUUCUCUUUUCAUUGGUUGAAAUGUUCAUUGGGGCUUGGAUAAUCAUGUUGGAAAAAGAAAAGAUGGUAUUGGGCUCUUCAUCAAGCUCAGAUCAAGUGCCAUUGGUAACAAAUGAACCUUACCAAUAUAUUCAGCAACCUCAGUAUGGCCAACCAAAUGCUGGAAUGGUUGUGUCUUCUCCCCAAGUACGACAACAGCAGCAGCCUGUUUAUAUGGUUGCACCUGGAGGUAAUGCACCAUUACCAGCAAGAGCCGUUGUGGCACCCAUCAGCCAGCAGCAGCACCASCAGCAGCAGCAGCAGCCAACUUUUGUUGUACUUCAACCAUCAGCUGUCAUGGCAACCAAUCAGCCACAAGUAGUACAGCAGCCUCAACCGCAAUAUGUGGUGAUGCAAAAUCAAGUUCCAAAUGCUCCCCAGGCACAGAUUGUAGCUCAAGAGCAUUUUUUAGAACCCUCAUGUUUGUCUAUUCAUCAGGAUCCUACUGAUAUUCAAUAUCUACCGCAGCAAGAUCAACCUGAUGUGAGAAGGGACACGCCAUCGCCACAGGCCGGUGAAGUACAAUCCGCUAGUUGCCCCUCAGUCAACCGCUUGUUUGCCCUCCAGUCAACUCCAAAAAGUCACGUAAUGGAUAGUUCGCAUGAUGGAAUCCAGCGGAGUGGUGUAAGAGAGUGAUCUACGAAGCUACCAGAAAACAUCCGCACUAAAUAUAGAACACGUAUCUAAAUAUAGGCAUGCGAGGACAGUGUGACGUCACGCUUAGUUGUGCAGCAUUUGGUUGCGUCACACUUAGACGUGAACCAGAAAUAACCAAGUAGAUGAUUUAGAAAAUGUUAAGCUUUUYGCUUAAUUAUAGAAAGUAUUAUGGAAUUGAAUUAACUAAUUCAGUGUCAAAUGAGGUCUUGAAAUAACUCCCCUUCUCACUGACUGACUUACAGACAGACAGACAGACAGGCAGACAGAUACACUCACUCCGCCAUCCUUCCCCCCACUCCCGGCAUGCACAGCUCGACUUCUCUUUACUCUUCAACUUGAAAGGAGUAAGCAACUGCUGUUGUUUUCUGACAUGAUUGAAAACGUUGUUUCCCGUUCUUGAAUCUGCCAAGAGCCAACUUUUGAUGUCGACAUAAACAGUCGUGUUUAAGGGUGAAUGUUUUUCGUCAAAAUUUAACAAAAAAGCUAGAUGCGCUUUGUACCUGCAAAAAGAAAUCAACGCUCAGGUAGUGUAGCUAUCUCAUCCAAUCGGAAAGCAGCAUUGAUCAAAGACCGCUAGCCAGUUGGAUCUGACUAGAUGAAUAUACAGUAUAUAAACUCAACUUCAAUUUUGAUCGAAACCAUUGUUACCCGCUGGAAUACUAGGAAGCCUUCCUUACUACAAUGCGUCUGACGAACAGUUAUUCCACGCUACCAGUCUAUGUGUGCAACACAUAGUAAGUAAACUCUAAAGUGCCCCUCACCCCUAACUCGAUAUUUUCAGUAUUGAUAUCGAUAUUUUCAGCUUAUUAAAUAAUUGUGAAAAAUCA
This is a messenger RNA of Actinia tenebrosa (Australian red waratah sea anemone), 2078 nucleotides long. RefSeq lists its product as uncharacterized. The record is from RefSeq and is a predicted model, not a curated record. NCBI's taxonomy places the organism in Eukaryota, Metazoa, Cnidaria, Anthozoa, Actiniaria, Actiniidae.